AUGUCGAUCCAUCCAGGAACUAAAGAGGAAAUUAACGGAGUGACCAAGGAAUUGAGUAAGGUAGGGAUUAUGCAAGGAUCUAAACAAGAGAGUAAACCUGUUUUGGAGAACCAUCAACAACAAUCUUUUACUCCUAACACGUCUUUGCAAAGUGCUGAAACAAAUCUGCCUGAUACCCCGAAUACAUCAAUUUCGUCAGCAGAUACAACACUUGGCACAUCUACCCAGGAACUUGUUAAAUCCAUUCCUCCACCUCGUGUUGAAAACAAUAGAAGAUUAAUUGCAAUACCAAAACCACAUUAUAAUGUUGUAAAACCCACUGAAUAUACUCCUCUAGCUGAGUAUUAUGCUGCACAAAGUCCUCAUCAUCCCAAAUUAAGGGAAGUUAGAAGAUUAGAGUCUGCUAAAGCUCCAAUUGACCUUUACCGUAUUGCCAAUCGUAACAAUAACAUCAACGUCCCUGCAACCAAACUUACAGCUGACAUUAGUGCCAUGUUCAAAUAUUCCACUAAUACAGAAGUUCGAAAGGUUAUUUCCAACCUUUUAGUUAGUACUGAAAAACUGCUUAAGAAAAAAUUGGCUGAUUUACCAACAUACUUUAAGAAACUCGUACAUGCAUUUGAAAAGAAUCCAGAAGUAUAUUUACGUGUAAAUGCCGAGCCAAUUUUUGGGGAGAACUAUACAGUUUACGAAUACUUUGACGAUCGUGAUUUAUCACACUUGUACUACCGUUGUCGUUAUUUUCAUAUCGAUGAUGAUCAUCGAAUUUAUUUCCAAGCCUUUAAUCCUGACACAAUUGGUAAGCCAGAAUAUGCUCAUUUAAGACAACUUUUAGUUUCUUCUUUAGAAAAAUUGGUUUUCGAAAUUGGAGGUGAAAAGUUUCUGAUUAAAAUUGAUGAACCGGUUGAGCAUAUGCAUGUGGUUGCUUUUAAAUUACCACCUACUUCGUUAGUGGACACUGUUGAAUAUUUAGAAUAUUUUUUAGACGAAAAGGAUGAAAUAGUUGAAUCUCGUAUUCCGGUUUUCUCUCCCAAACUGAUGAUUCAGGAUUCAACUCCAGUAACAGCUUUCUUCAUUCUCAAGUUGAGAGGUAAACAACUCCCUCCAGAGCGGAAAUAUAUAUUUGACGAAGAAUAUUCAUUCAAUAUUCUUACAGAUUAUAGUUAG
Molecule: messenger RNA, 1167 nt
Organism: Candida albicans SC5314
Lineage: Eukaryota; Fungi; Ascomycota; Pichiomycetes; Serinales; Debaryomycetaceae
Exons: 1
Coding region: 1-1167 (388 amino acids)
Source: RefSeq, a predicted model, not a curated record